UUUUCCUCCCUCCCUCUAUCCCCUCAACGCUGCGCUUCCUCAAUCCGUCUUCUUUUGCCGAUCGAAACCCACCGAUUCUCCGUCAAGGGAUCCAUCAUCUCCUCGAUCAUUCCGAUCUCCCAUUGCCCCAUCCUCACCCACCUGGUCCUCCCUCCGUCAUCGCUUGUUGAACCUUGGCGUGCUCUCGCAUCUUCCCCUUCCGUUAUUGUUGGGGUACUACUUCUCGACUCCUAUCUCUAGGGUUUCCUGUUCCCCGGGGUUCUUGAUCCAAAUAUUAUGGCAGGGUUUAGCAGCGAGUGUCUCCGGCGAAGACUUUCGAAGCAAAGCGAAAGGGUUUAGAAUUUUUGUUGGAAUUCUGUACAUCUUGUCAAACCCUGGCUUGAGUAUUUUGGGGAGUCAGAGGAGGAGAUCGUUGGUGAGGCUUGUAUGGGAUUGGGAGGAGUGGGAGGGGGAGCUCGGAGUGAUGGGGCAUAGCUCGAAGAAGAAGAAAAGAAAUAAGGGUGGCCGAGGAAGGGCUCCAUCGAAGGACCACUCUCAUUCUGGGGAUGAUCAGGAUCUUCUUUCCGAGGAGAUAACUGCUUUGGCUGCAAUAUUUCAGGAAGACUUGAAAGUUGUCUCAAAAACUCCUUAUACUCAGUUAGCUAUAAAUCUGAGACCUUACUCAAAUGAUAUGGGCUUUGAAGAUCUCAAUGUUUCGGCACUUCUAUUAGUAAGAUGCUUACCUGGGUAUCCUCAUAAGUGUCCCAAGCUACAGAUAGUGCCAGAGAAGGGUUUGUCAAAGAAAGAUGCUGAUCGACUCAUCUCUCUGCUUCUUGAUCAGGCUAAUAUCUAUGCCAGAGAAGGACGUGUAAUGAUUUUCAAUCUGGUGGAGGCUGCUCAGGAGUUUCUAUCUGAAAUUGUUCCAGUGGAACAACCCCUUAAAUCUGGUACUUGCUUGGGUGCAAACAGAAAGGAUGAAUCGGCUCGUAAGGGUGCAGCAGUUCAACUUGAUGUGUGCUAUCAUUCUGAAGAACCUUUUGUUUAUAGUUGCGUAGAUCUGUAUGGUGACUUAUGUGGUGACAAUGCAACUUGGGGCAGUCAUGAUUCAAAAGUAGCAGAUCAGAACUCUAGUAAAAUAUUUAGGGCACAAACUGGCUUAAUUGGGAAGAGUAAAGAUAAAAACAUCUUGUUGCAGUCCCAUACUUUGGCCAACCUUGAAAGUGUCAUUCCAGAUCAUAGUAUCUUUCAGAACAUGACACCUGAAGCAUUGCAUGCUACAAAACAUGGUGCUAUCCCAUGGGUCGUUACAAAGUUAAACUUUGUUGCGGAGGAAACUGAAACUGACAGCAAAUUUUCAUCCCCAAAGGCCUAUGAUCAACAAUCAGUGCUAGAUUCCUCAGAGAAAGGUUCUGACAGCGCACAGCAUGAGGUCGCUGACCUUGUUGACCAAACAAGGAAGGUUGAUGUUUGUAAUUCAGAAGGCGAAUCUUCAACCUCAUCAAGUUUUGUUUCAACUGAAGAUGAUACACCUCAGAGCAAGAAAAAAGAUCUUCUUUUGGUUCACUUGCUUCACUUGGUUUGUUUUUCUAAAGGAUCACUGGCUACUGCUUUGCCAGAAAUAUCAUCAGAGUUGUACAAUUUAGGGGUAUAUGUACUUUCAGAAUGGGCCAGAGAUUUGGUUGCUGUACCACCAUCAGUCUUUGCCAAAGCUUUUGAUCGUGCUUUUGAACAGCACAUGACUUCUUCACGAUUCUCUGAGUUUUGGAAACCGGGUAUUAGUUAUAGUGGAGAUAAUGCUUCAUCUAGACCAAAUUCUCGUUAUUUGAAUGACUUUGAAGAAGUCUGUUCCCUUGGUCGUGGGGGAUUUGGCCAUGUUGUAUUGUGUAAAAAUAAACUGGAUGGACGUCAGUAUGCUGUAAAAAGGAUUCGCCUAAAGGAUAAAAGCCCUUAUGUUAAUGAGAAGAUUUUGAGAGAGGUAGCCACACUUUCACGCUUGCAGCAUCAACAUGUUGUUCGCUACUAUCAGGCAUGGGUUGAAACUGAAUAUGGUAAUUAUGAUGGAGAGACUGCGUGGGGUUCGAGAGCUGCAGAAGGUUCUACUAGUAGCUAUAUGGAUGUCAAUCCAACAAAUGUUACUGGUGAUAACAGACUUGAAUUGACAUACUUGUAUAUACAAAUGGAGUAUUGUCCUCGGACCUUACGGCAAGAUUUUGAAUCAUAUAGUUCUUCUUUUGAUAAGGAUUACACGUGGCAUCUAUUUCGCCAAAUUGUUGAAGGCUUAGCACAUAUACAUAGUCAAGGGAUCAUCCAUCGUGACUUGACACCUAGUAAUAUAUUCUUUGAUGUUCGUAAUGAUAUUAAAAUUGGUGACUUCGGGCUUGCCAAGUUCUUAAAACUUGAGCAGCUGGAUCAUGAUCAAUAUUUUCCUACUGAGACAACUGGAGUUUCAGUGGAUGGAACCAGUCAAGUGGGUACGUAUUUUUACACAGCGCCUGAAAUUGAUCAGAGGUGGCCACAAAUUAAUGAAAAGGUGGACAUGUAUAGCUUAGGAGUCAUAUUCUUUGAGCUGUGGCACCCUUUUGCAACUGCAAUGGAAAGACACAUUGUUCUCUCAGAACUCAAACAAAAGGGUUUGCUUCCUCCUUCUUGGGUUGCAAAAUUUCCUCGUGAGUCAACCUUACUUCAGCGUUUAAUGUCUCCUAGUCCAUCUGAUCGUCCAUCUGCAACUGAACUUCUACAACGUGAAUUGCCUCCAAGAAUGGAAGAUGAAUGGCUAAAUGAUAUACUACGGACAAUACAGACACGAGAGGAUACAUAUGUUUAUGAUCGAGUUGUGUCUACCAUAUUUGAUGAGGACAGGUUAAUAAUGAAAUCUCACAGCCAACAUGCUGACAAUGCAAAAAUGACAAAAAAUGAGCCUUCUUAUAUACAGUACACAGAAUUAGAUCUUGAAAUGCGCAACAUUGUUGCUGAAGCAUGCAAGGAAGUGUUUAAACAGCAUUGUGCAAAGAGAAUGGAAAUAUCACCCAUGCGUGUAUUUGAUGGCUGUUAUCCAUUGAACAGGAAGCCUGUCAGGCUUUUGACUCAAGGAGGAAAUAUGCUUGAGCUCUGUCAUGAGUUGCGCUCGCCAUUUGUUAAUUGGAUCAUAACAAAUCAGAAACUAUCAUUCAAACGUUAUGAAAUAUCAUGGGUUUAUAGAAGAGCAAUUGGUCAUUCUGCUCCUAGUCGUUUCCUUCAGGGUGAUUUUGACAUUAUCGGAGGUGCAUCACCACUAACAGAGGCAGAAGUUAUUAAGGUGGCAAUGGAUGUUGCAACCUGUUUCUUUCAUCCGAAUGCUAUAGAUAUUCGUUUGAAUCAUGGCCGUGUUUUGGAAUCAAUUUGGUCUUGGGUAGGAAUUGCCAGCGAGCUUAGACAAAAUGUAGCUGAGCUUCUGUCUUUGAUCACUUCAUCUUGUCCCCAGUCCACUAACCGCAAAUCAAAUUGGGUUUUUGUCCGGCGACAGCUUUUACAGGAUCUUAAUCUUUCUGAAGCAAUUGUGGACAGAUUACAAACAGCUGAUUUAAGGUUUUGUGGAUCUGCAGACCAAGCUCUUGCAAGAUUAAGAGGAGCCCUCUCUUCUGAUAGAUUUACUUCCAAGGCUUUGGAGGAGUUGUCUGUUCUUCUCAGAUGUUUAAGGGCUUGGAGCAUUGCGCAACAAGUUUCUAUUGAUGUACUAAUGCCUCCUACAGAGGUUUACCAUAGGGAACUCUUCUUUCAGAUGUACUUAAAGGAGAGUAACCCUGGAUCAGUUGCUGAGACGAUCUUGCUUGCUGUUGGUGGCCGGUAUGACCAUCUCAUUAAUCAAAUGUGGGACCAUGAAUAUAAAUCUAGCCCUCCUGGUGCAGUUGGAGUCAGCCUUGCAUUAGAAAAGAUUCUUAAUCAUUCUUCCAUAGAUAUCAGACCCUUCAGAGCUGAAUCUAGUACCAGUGUGCUGGUCUGUUCUAGAGGUGGAGGUGGAUUGCUACAAGAGCGCAUGGCAUUUGUUGCAGAACUAUGGCAAGCCAACAUAAAGGCUGAGUUUGUUCCCCAGCCAGAUCCAAGCGUCAAAGAACAGUAUGAAUAUGCAAGCGAGCACGACAUAAAAUGCUUGGUGAUUAUAACUGAAGCUGGUCUAUCUCAAACAGGUUUAGUAAAGGUUCGUCAACUUGAUCUAAAGAGAGAGAAGGAGGUUACAAGAGCAGAUAUUGUCAAGUUUCUAACGGAGGCGACUACACGGCCCAGGGAUCUCACAACUUGGGCUUGAUUUUGUCUAUAUUCUAGCCUUACUUAUCAGUUUCCUCUGAAAAGACCAGCUUCUGCAUAUUUCUUCUGGACCUACGGCCAAACAUUGUUAGUAGUUUGAUGAAUGUUGGCAUUCAUACCAGAUAGCAAGAAGAUAGAUGGAGCCCAGAUACAUGUUACGGAGACAUUCUUAAUGUUGAUAUAAGUUGCAGGCUGCCGAUUGCAAAUUAUGGAUUGUACCUGGUAGAAGACGGCUGAGAGAUGGCAGCAAACAAACAUUCAGGGGGAAUUAAGCCUGUUUUGAUGAGUAACAUAUAUGUGACUAGAACAUUUUUGUAUAUUGUUGCUUCUUCUGGGUACUAUUUUUUUUUCUUUUGAUUUUUAUAGUAGGAACAUUCUUUUGGUAAUUUAAAAUGCAAUAAUCGAUCAGCACCUGCCAGUUCAAGGAAUCUAGUUUAAAGUUUUAGACAAAGUGAGAAAUAAUGUAAAUGAGGUGCGAGUUUGUUAUAAUCGAACCAGUAACAUGAAAACGUUUUGAGUGAUGUUAUGAGCUUUGCGGGUGUAAUGGUCUUAUCAGCUGAAGAAGAGUGUAACAGUAACACUAGUGAUGUUUCUUUUGUAUCUUCAACUGCUUAUGCUGUUCACUGGUGAUCUAUUUUUAAUGUUUACUUAUAA
This is a messenger RNA of Elaeis guineensis (African oil palm), 4914 nucleotides long. Lineage: Eukaryota; Viridiplantae; Streptophyta; Magnoliopsida; Arecales; Arecaceae. The record is from RefSeq and is a predicted model, not a curated record.